GAGAGGGACGGCAAGUGGCGGCGGGAGAGGAGCCGGCAGCAGCAGCAGCAGAUCCCGGUGGUGGCGGUGGUGGCAGUGGCAGUAGCAGUGGUGGUGUGCUGUAUGUGGACGACCCACGGGUCCUUUCCGAGCUCCUCCGCUUGGUCAGCUUCGCGCUGAGGAGUCAGGGCUCGGGUUCCUGGCUGGGUGCGCUGCAGUCGCCCGCUGCCCUGCGGAGGCUGGUGUGGGUGGCGGCGGCAACUGCGGAUACGACUCUGUUCGCCAGGUGUCUAGACGCCCUGGUGGCCCUCCUGCACGCCGCUGCUGCUGCUGCUGCUGCCGCUGCCGCUGGUGCUCUGGCGGUAGCAGCAGCAGCAGGCGAGGAAGCACAGGUAGCGGAGGGCGCGGAGGCAGCCCCACAGCAAGCAGCAGCGGAAGCGCCAGCAGCAGCAGCAGGGCAGGAAGGCGAGUCGGCUGCUGGUGCAGGCGUGACCUUCGGUACCGGCGACAGCAGCAGCAGCGGAGGCGGCGGCGGUGGUGGUGGUGGUGGCAGCAGGGACAGUAACAACAACAGCCGACAUGCGGAGGAAGGAGCAGCGACAGCACCGCAAGCAGCUUCUGCGGCUUCGACGAAUGCCUCUACCACAGCAGCACCAGCAGCACCCGCACCAGCAGCAGCGGGGCCGGCGGGUGCUGUCAUGGUUACGACAGCCUCCAUCCGCCUGUUGUGUCAGCGGCUGGUUCGCUGCGGGCUGUUGGAGUUGGUUCAUGGCGUGCUGCUGCAGGCACUACAAGCCAGCUUGCCCGGGGACGAUGGCGAUGAAGGGGGUGCCGUACGUCAGCAGGAAUGGAUGUACGGCCUUGGAGGCAGGCACGAAGGCGAUGGUGGGGGCGGUGGUGAUGGCCGGGGCGGGGACGGGGACGGAAGCGGUGAUGUCAGCGGUAGCGGGCGACCCGGAGAGACAGG
Molecule: messenger RNA, 946 nt
Organism: Astrephomene gubernaculifera
Lineage: Eukaryota; Viridiplantae; Chlorophyta; Chlorophyceae; Chlamydomonadales; Astrephomenaceae
Source: the annotation of a GenBank genome assembly